This is a messenger RNA of Synchytrium microbalum, 4653 nucleotides long. RefSeq lists its product as uncharacterized. The coding region runs from base 1 to 4653 and encodes 1550 amino acids. Gene Ontology annotation, molecular function: protein binding. Lineage: Eukaryota; Fungi; Chytridiomycota; Chytridiomycetes; Synchytriales; Synchytriaceae. The transcript is spliced from 22 exons. The record is from RefSeq and is a predicted model, not a curated record.
AUGGGAGCCUGCUGUAGUACUCCCGCGGCUGACAACCAGCAGGUUGGAGCUCACGAAAAGUACAACAACAGCAUCGCCAAGCCUCCUAUUCAUAAACGUCCAUCAAUUAUUCAACCUCCCGUUGUAUCAGUGGCCGACAUCAAUCAAAACAUCAGCACCACCACAAAUGUGGGCGAAGGAAAUGAUGCAUACCGCAGCAAGCCCAGGCUGAAGAAUGAUAUUCGUCUAAAGAACUUGGCAAACAUGCUGAAAGAUGAUACCUUCAUGAGAGGUUACAAUACGGAUGAAAAACGAUUGUGGAUGUGCGCUGCUCUUGGCGAUCUAUCGACAGUAAAAGAGCUCGUUGAAAACGGAGCUGGUGUUAAUGAUGAAGAGGCUGAAGGUGAUAUGAUUGGUGUCACACCGCUGUAUGCUGCAGCGUGCAAGAAUCACUUGGAUGUUGUUGAGUAUCUUAUAGAACACGGUGCAAUUGCCAAUUUCCGGAUUUUUGAUAGUCCAUUGUUGUGUCAAUAUAUUGAAGAAAAGAAGUUGGAUUUGGUGAAGCUUCUUAUUGCUAAGGGUGCUGACGUCGAUUUUGACGAUACAAGUAAACAAACACCACUAUAUUUGGCUGCUAGAGAUGGUCUUGUUGAAAUUGUCGAACUUUUAUGUCAGCGUGCAGACGUAAACCGUUUCGAAGACAGCGAGAAAACUCCCGUUUGGAUUGCAUCUCGUAAUGGCCACAAGGAAGUUGUAGAGAUACUCUUAGAAAAGGGUGCCGAUUUCCGAAAGCGACCUGCUAGUGGAAAUGUAGGAACUCCUGUAAUGGUUGCUGCAGAAGUUGGGCAUUUGGACGUUGUCAAGCUCUUGAUUGCGAAGGGAGCUGCUGUAAAUAGCAAGAUAUCCGGUGGUACAUUACCGCUAUUGUACAAGUACUCAGAAGAAGGCAAUUUGGAAAUGGUAGAGUUUUUGUUGGAUAAGAAAGCUGAUGUGCAUGCCACUGCUACAGAAAGUCCACAUACUCCUGUGUGCAUAGCAGCACAAAGUGGACAUGAGGACAUUGUGAAAGCGUUGAUCUCCAAGGGUGCCAAUCCAAAUACCGUCGUCAACGAUACACCAUUAUUAUGCAAAUAUGCUGAGGAAGGUAAUCUAGAGAUGGUGAAACUCCUGGUAGAAAACAAAGCAUCUCUCGAUGAAACCAUUACUGGUGGAGCUGGAGUGCUCGAAUGUGCUUAUUCCAGUGGGAAAUCAGAAGUUGUGAGGUUGCUUAUUGACUAUGGAGCUGACGUGGACACUACACAUGACGGUUACCCAUUACUUUGCAAGUAUGCUGAGGACGGAAAGGAGAACGACGUCAAAAUGGUGAAAUACCUUUUAGAUCACCCAACGAAUAAACCCGACAUCAAUGCCACAAACAUGGAUGGCCAAAGUGCAUUGUAUUACUUUGCCAAAGCUGGUAAUCUGGACAUGGUGAAAUAUCUCGUAGAACAGCAUGGUGCAAAAGUGGAUAUUGGAGAUACGACGCCAUUGCGUGUCGCUGCCGUUCAUGACCGUUUGGACGUUGUCACAUAUCUCGUAGAGCAUGGUGCUAACACGGACGUAUCCAGCCUUCUCUUUAAAUACGUUGAAAGUGGAGAUAUGGAAACCGUGAAGCUUCUUCUCACAAAAGGUGCUGAUGUAAAUAUUGUCGGCCUAAACUCAGUAACGCCACUGCAUGUUGCGUCUUUGAGUAAUGAUGAUCUCAAUAUGGUCAAAUACCUUGUUGAAGAGACUGAACCUAAAGCUAACGUUGAUGCUGUCGAUGAUCACGGACGAACUCCACUUUGGGUAGCAUCGUAUAAUGGAAAUUUGAAAGUCGUUAACUAUUUGGUGGAGAGGGUUGAGAAUGUCAAUCAAGCCGCCACAGAUCUUGUAGAUGAGGGCAAGACUCCUUUGUUUGUCGCUGCAGAGAAUGGUCAUAUAGAAGUGGCCAAAUUGUUAAUGGAGAAGGGCGGCGAUGACAAACUGACGCCAACCUCGGGCGUUACUCUUCUGGGCGUUGCAGCUCAGAAUAAUCAUUCAAAAGUUGUCGAGCAUCUUGUCGAGAACGGUGCUGAUGUUAAUACUAAUAUUGAUGGAUCACCACUUCUCUGCAAAUAUGCCUCAGAAAAGAAUUCCGUAAUGAAAGCUGAUCCUGAUGCUGCGGAUGCAGACGGCAGAACCGCACUUUAUUACUUUGCUGAAGCCGGCGACUUGACUAUGGUUAAAUAUCUGAUAGAACAAGGAGCAAAAGUAACUGUUCCCGCAAAACAACGAGAUGAUACACCACUUGGUGUUGCUGCGAGCAGCGGCCAUUGGGAAGUGGUGGAGUACCUUGUUAGCCAGAAGGCUGAUCCAAAUGUCAAAGUUGAUGGGAUACCGUUACUUUCCGUGUAUCUUGACGAGAGAAAAUUGGCCUUGGUGAAACUACUUAUAGAGCAUGAUGCUGAUACCAAUGCUACGGACUCUAAUGGCAAGACUUCACUUUAUUGGGCAGCCGAGCAGGGCUUAUGCGACAUGGUCAGACUUUUGAUUGACCAUGGAGCAAGGCCAAAUCUAUCAAAUGACAACGGAGAGACGCCAAUGUGGAUUGCAUCUCAGAAUGGGCACUUGGAUGUCAUCGAAUACCUUUUCGAUCAGUCGGCUGAUAUCAAUCUAGCCCCAAAUGGAGACAAGACGGAACAUACUCCUUUAGUGGUUGCGGUACACAAUGGGCAUUCUGACGUUGUGAAAUUCUUAGUGGAUCAUGGGGCUGAUGUGAGUACCAAGAUUGAUUCUGCUCCAUUGCUGUGCUAUUAUACUGAGAAGCACAAUCUGGAGUUGGUGAAGGCUCUCAUACAAAAUAACGCGAAAGUCGAUGCUGUAAACAAACAUGGGAGCACGGCUCUCUAUAUUGCAUCAGAGAAGGGGUUUCUCGAAAUAGUCACGCUUUUGGUCGAUCAUCAAGCUGAUAUGCACCAUUGCCCCACGAACGGAAAGACACCAGUGUGGAUUGCAUCUCAUAAUGGUCAUUUGGAAGUUGUGCAGUACCUUUAUUCGAAGGGGGCUAGCACCAACCAAGCUGAAACAAGCGAGAAUAUGGGAGACACAGCAAUGAUUGCUGCUGCACAGCAAGGCCAAUUGAAUGUCGUAAAGUUCUGGAUUGAAAAUAACGCUGAUGCAAAUACGAAGGUUGAUUCUGUGCCAAUGCUAUCCAUCUACAGUGCGUUGGGUGAUUUGGAAUUGGUGAAGGCUCUUUUAACUCAUGGAGCUCAAGUAAAUGCUCAAGAUGAGCGUGGCACUACUGCACUAUAUUUGGCGUCCGAAAACGGUCAUUCAGAAGUUGUUAAUGUUUUGUGUGAGCAUGGAGCUGAGGUCGACCAUUCAACCGUUGAUGGAAAGACUGCACUUUGGACUGCCUCGCAGAACGGGCACUUGGAAGUCGUAACAUAUUUAGUGCAGAAGGCUGAGAAUGUCAAUCAAGUCGCCACAAACACGUUGAAUGAAGGACAGACUGCCUUAUUCGCGGCUGCAGAAAAUGGGCAUACAGACGUGGUUAGAUUGUUGGUCGAGAAGGGAGGUGAUAUCAAACUGGCGCAGAAGUCAGGCUCUUCCCCUCUAGUCAUUGCAGCUCAGAAUGGUCAUUCACCGGUAGUUGUGCUCCUUAUCGAAAACGGUGCUGAUGUCAAUAUCAAUGUUGACGGAUCACCACUCCUCUGCAAAUAUGCCGACGCGAAGGAUUCAGACAUGGUGAAACUUCUUUUGAACAAUAAAGCUGAUCCGAAUGCGGUGGAUGCUUAUGGCCAUACGGCACUCCAUUACUUUGUUGUAAAUGACAACGUGGAAAUGGUCAAAUGCCUUGUAAGCCGUGGAGCCAACGUCAACAUUGUAGUUGGACGCAAUUCGUUGCUGGUCAAAUACAUUUUAGCCAAGGACAUGUCUAUGAUUGAACUGCUUGUCGAACGUGAACAUGGAGCCGAUAUUAAAACUAUUGAUCCAGGUGCAACUUUCCCCGGCGCAAUGUGGGCUGCAGUCUAUAAAAGAGAUCCCGAAAUUGUGAAAUACCUAGCCGACAAGGGCGCUGCUCUCCAAAGUAUUGCCACUUCGUCAAAAAGACCACCAAGUGCACUGUGGAUUGCGUCACAAGAGGAUGGCGAUGAGAGUGGUUUGGAAAUAGUCAAAAUCCUAUGCCAAAAAGGGGCGGACGUCAACCAGUCAACAAAAAACGUCUCUCCACUAUGGAAUGCGUGCUAUUACUGCAGCAAGGACAAACUGGAUAUUGUGAAGUACCUAAUCAACGAAGCGAAGGCCGACUUGAACCCACCCAAUGAUAAAUCGACUCCACUUUUGGCUGCUUGCUACAGUUACAAUGGCAACAUGGACCUUGUCGAGUAUUUAGUUUCUAGGGGCGCCAAGGUUACGGUUAAGGAGUCUGGUUCUGGAUACACGCCGCUAUACAUUGCAGCUCAACAAGGUAAUAGUCACUUGGUUCACUAUCUUCUUCGCCACAGAGCCGAGGUUUACACAGAGACCGAAUCGGGAGAUACGCCACUAGCUGUAGCUGAACGCCGAAAGGACCAGAUGAUCCAGAAAGGGUUGGACCAUGUUGAUAUCCAGAAGUGUAUCGACUUGAUGAAGAAUCCUCCAGUUCUAGAUCAAACUGAAUUGUCCCAUUAA